Messenger RNA from Blepharisma stoltei, 906 nucleotides. NCBI's taxonomy places the organism in Eukaryota, Ciliophora, Heterotrichea, Heterotrichida, Blepharismidae. The record is from the annotation of a GenBank genome assembly.
AUGCAAGAAACUGACAAAGGUAAACGUAAAACUGUUAUAGUUGGCGAAGUCGUUCGUGAUGGAAAACCCCUUGAUUUUUCAUUCAAAAAUAUCAGAAACUUAUCAGACAUCAUCACAAUGGAACCAAGAUCAGGUGAAAGACUUCCAAUCCUUCAUGAAGAGCCAAUAGAGGAGAAGAAAGAAAUUUCCCAACACUUGCUGCCAUCUCCUAGGCAUGAAGCUCCACGUGCAGGGGAAAAUGAAGAAAUGGAAGAAGAAAUCCCGAAGCAGACUAAACAAGCUGAACCUUUUAAACCUCCACAGCCUCCAGCGAUCCAAAAAAUUCUUGCAGAGCAUACAACUUCAAAAGCAGCAGCAAAUUCACAUCAUGGCCAUGCAGACGAGCAUACAAGUGCAAUUGUUAAAAAAAAGAAAGUAAAAAACAUGACAACAAGCCUAGUGCUUUCAUAUAACAUUAUUCCAGAUCUAACAGGAUUAAUUGAUAUCAUUACAAAAGUGAUGAGAAAUCCUUUGAGCUUGAAAUGGAUUGAUCUGAGUUAUAAUCAUUUGACAACAAUUUCUAAGGAGCUAUGUGAACUGCCGCAGCUGAUGUCACUUUAUUUGCAUUCAAAUUAUAUUUCAGAUAUGAAAGAAUUGCUAAAUUUGCAGGAUACUAAUAUUAAAUCAUUGACUUUAUAUGGAAAUUCUAUAGACCAGUUACCAGGCUAUAGGCUUUAUACGAUAACUUUGCUACCGCAAUUAAAGAGGCUUGAUAGCGUUUUGGUUACGAAAUUAGAAAUAGACAACUCUAAAGGGUUUUCUCACAAGAUUAAUAAAAGAAGACUCCCUAAGGUUGAAAAUCCCCCAGUACCUGUAGUGCCAAAAGACCCUAACGCAGAAGAAGAGGAACAAAAAGAAAAUGCAUAG